AUGUUUCGGGUAUUGUUUGUGGCCGCUUUGGCCGUCGAAACGAUCCUUUGCCACGUGUCACCUCCGAUGGUUGUCGGAAGACCGAGAGAGGGAUUGGUGAGGGGAGAUCCGGCCGAAGGGCCCACUUCAGAGGAUCAGUACAUGGUCUACUCGGAAAUCACUCAACAGGUUGACCACUUCGGCAACAAUAGCGACACUUGGAGACAGGUAACAUGCAGAUGGGAGCAAGUUUACCAAUUCACUUUCAGAGGUACCAAUAUAACUCAAAGUUCUACAAUAAAACUGUCGGGUACGUGUUCUUGAUGCUCGGAGGAGAAGGAUCCAUCAAUGUGACGAACGGAGACAAAUGGGUCCGACACGAGGGAGAAACGAUGAUGACGUGGGCGGCAGAGUUCCAAGCAGGCGCCUUCCAGGUCGAGCACAGAUUCUACGGAUCGAAAGAAUAUUCGCCGUUAGGGGAUCAGUCGACUGCAAGCCUGAAACUUCUGACAAUCGACCAGGCACUUGCGGAUGUCAAAGAGUUCAUCACUCAAAUGAACGCUCUUUACUUCAAAGACGACAAACCUAUUUGGAUCACUUUCGGAGGAUCGUAUCCGGGAAGUCUUUCUGCUUGGUUCAGAGAGACUUAUCCAGAAAUGACGGCCGGAGCUGUCUCCUCUUCGUCUGCUGUUCAUGUAUUUGUGGACUAUUACGGUGAGAGAGAAAUCAAGAAUACCGUAGAGUAACUGAAUCAUAGGCUACGCCAUCAACACCGAAAAGACAUACCGAACAGUCAGUGAUUCAUGCGCCGACGUCAUUGGAGCAGCUUUCAAAAAGAUCGUGGCAAAGGCUUACAACGGGGCGGACAGCAGAGCACUUCUGAAGCAACAGUUCAAGUGAGCAUCAGAAAAAGUUCAUUUUGACCCAAAUGGUUUCAGUUUGUGUGAUUCUUUCGAUGAGAACAAUCUCUCCAAGUCUCUGCAGUUCUUCUUCCAGAACAUUUACGGAUAUUUCCAAGGAAUCAACCAGUACACUGGAGACAACAGAGUCAAUAAUCCGAGAAAGUUCCUGUCUAUAACACUUUUCUUGCUUAGAACAAUGCGACCCGCUCUGGAUUGGGAGUUCCAGCUGCAUGCAACAUUCUCAACAACGCAACGAUUGGAGACGAAAUCCAGAGAGUCAUCGCAGUUGUGAGUGAUCUUUGUGAAAUGUGUGAAGUACAGACUUCGACUGUCAGAUGGACUUCUAUGACUCGUGGAAUCCACCGGGCAACUGCCGGCCCAACAACUACUCUUCGUUUAUCGAAUAUUAUUCAAAUACCACUAUGCCGAACGAUGACGUCAGUAAGUGAAGUAGAACAUUUAACAAGUGAAAACUGCACUUUAUUCAGUCAGCACUCGUAGUUGGAUUUGGCAAACUUGCACAGAACUUGGAUAUUAUCAGACGACCGACGGAGGGAACCAAGGAAUCUUCGGAUCGACUGUGCCCCUCGAGUGAGUGUCUGUUCCUCUUUACUCUCAAUAACUCCCCGAUUCAGUUUCUUCGCCGAUCAGUGCAUUGACCUGUUUGGUCCUGAAUACACUCUCGACAACACGUUCACGCUGGUCGACCAAGUACGCGCCAAGUACGGAGGAGCCGAUGCCUACAGAGGAACGAAAGUGUGCUUCCCGAAUGGAUCGUUCGAUCCGUGGCAGGGAUUGGGACACAAAGUGAACAUAACAAACAAUGACGUGGAUUCGUGGCUGAUUGACGGCACCGCACAUUGCGCUGACAUGUACCCGGCAAGAGAUUCGGACGUACAAUCGCUAAAAGACGCGAGGAAGAGAAUUCAUGACCACCUGGCGAAAUGGCUCGCAGAUGCUCAGGAUCUGAGACAGCACGACAAUGGAUCCUACGGCAACUUCUCUAUUUUCAUUGCUACAUGCAUUGUUAUUCUCCACACUUUGUUUUGAAUAAAACGAAAAAAAACGUCAACUUUUCCAAGAUGACACAUGAAAUGACGUCUGAUUUGUCUCGCACUUUCCCCAGUGAACACACCCUUUCGGCCGUCGUCGCUAAUAAGAUUGUAUGGCAGAAGGAGGGAGGAGGUGCCUAAUAAAAUGAGUUGGAUUGUGAUAAAAAAGAUUGUGCCCACAAGAGAGAGAGAGCGGGCAAAUAUUCAGCGACGGCGCUUAUCAAUCCGACGAAUCACUCGCACAGUCACCUCUUUCGGCAUGAAGUUUGCCGUCUUUCUCGUUGGUACGUCCUUCUGAACUUCGGGAUUAUUCUUCUGAACUCUUUUUGUUUUCAGCUCUUUGUGGCGUCGCAGUCGCCCAAAUCGGCACUGACAACUGCAAUGACGCACAGUUCCUGGCUUGCAACAGCAGGCUUUCCGACUUCUGGAGAACAGAGUUAGUCUUUUGAAAUAGUUAUCUGUUUGACUUCCUCAAUUCCAGUACGUCUACCGCUUGGAAAGACCUGAGCAGCCUCGACCGAAUCACUCAGUCUCUCAUCGUUUCCCCGUACACCAUCGAUUCCUGGGUGAAUGUUUGCAAGUUAGUUUCAAGUGUGACACCCCUUUUAUCAUCUUCCUUACAGUGGCUUCUCCGCCUUCUACGGAUGUCUCGGACAGGCUCAGAUCCGUAACUGCCUCGGAACUGUCGGACUCGUGGCAGCUGGACGUUCCCUUACUGACGCCUACGCCUACCAAGGAUUCCUCGCCGAUUGGGACUUUAAGUGCGGAGUUGGCUUCUGGAGUGAGUCAGUGCGUCCGAUCUUGAAUGCACAAAGAUAUUAAGCAAUCUACGAGCGUAAGGCCCUGACCACGUGCAUCGAGAGCACCUACGUCAACUACCAACAAGACAUCUCUGCCGCCUUGGCCACAUACCAGAUCGCCGUCACCCAACAUCCGGACAACGCGUGCACCUAUGCCCAGACCUUCAUGAACUCCUGGCAGGGCACCUACCAGAAGGGACCGUGCCGCACUGUGAACCCGGCUCAAGCCGGAUGGUUCGGAUGUCAAUCUGCUCGUGAAUGGUCGAACGCUCAGUUCAGACAUUGCCAGCACACGACCACAUGUGCAUGUUUGUUUUCUGCAGUUGAAUAUUCUUCCAAAUAGUGUUUUCAGCGCCAACCACCAUCGAUGCCGUCACCAGAGUCAAUUCCCAGACUGGAAAAACCGAGUACCAAGCAAGUAUGUGUGAAUGUGUUUCUGCCCAUAAAGCGUUUCUGUUUUUUAGUUCCGUUCUACCAAAUCGUUAACAACAAGGCCGUGCUGUUGGAAGAGGCUUCGUGGCUUUCCGAGUAA
Caenorhabditis sp. 36 PRJEB53466 is the source of this 3265-nucleotide messenger RNA. NCBI's taxonomy places the organism in Eukaryota, Metazoa, Nematoda, Chromadorea, Rhabditida, Rhabditidae. The record is from the annotation of a GenBank genome assembly.